GAAUCACAUUCAUAUACCCCACCACCACACUUCAAAUUUAAAUGCGAAAAUUUUGGUUACUCAUUCUUCACUUUGCACCUUCUUCUUCUUCUCCAACUUUGAAAUUUUUGAUUUCGUUCAUACAUAAUUUUUGUCCCAAUUCCAACAAUUAUGGCUAACGUGGUGGAGUUGAAGGUAGGAUUGCACUGCGACGAGUGCAUCAAGAAAAUCUUGAAGGCCAUCAAGAAAAUCGAAGAUAUUGAAACAUAUGAUGUGGAUACGAAGAGAAAUAAAGUGACAGUGACGGGGAAUGUGACAAGUGAGGAGGUGAUUAGGGCGCUUCACAAGAUAGGCAAACAAGCUAUUAGUUGGGAGGAAAAUGCAGUAAAUACCAGUUGAACUCAUUUUUAUUACUACCUCGGACCUACAAAUUAGACACUAUACUCUCUCUCUCUAUAUAUAUAUAUAUAUAGCCAAUGGCUGUUGUUUUUACAUUUUCUCUUCUAAUUUUAGUUGAUCUUGGAUUUGUAUUACUUGAUGGGCAGAGGGUUAUUCAAUAUUUUGAAGAUUAGUUGAGUAUAUUAAGAAUUUUGUUA
Messenger RNA from Sesamum indicum (sesame), 575 nucleotides. RefSeq names its product Heavy metal transport/detoxification superfamily protein. Gene Ontology annotation, molecular function: metal ion binding. NCBI's taxonomy places the organism in Eukaryota, Viridiplantae, Streptophyta, Magnoliopsida, Lamiales, Pedaliaceae. The record is from RefSeq and is a predicted model, not a curated record.